UCUGGAAGCCCUAUUUUUUCUUUAAACGGUCAGCAAAUUACGUGUAGUUAUACAAAUAGAGCACUACGGUCAUGGCGCUUGAGAGCAACCCAGAAAGUUUGUACAAGGAUCCAAUCGAGGACACUCAGGACAGCAAAGGCCGCUAUGAUGACGAGGAUAGCGGACAACCAAAAGAGUUUUCUCACGUUUUGUCAGCCUCGGACUUUCUUAGCACUCAAAUUAUUAGGGAUGUCUUAUCAUCAUUUACUUAUAUUGAACAGCAUCGGUUACUUGAUUUUUGUCUCUUCCUUAAUGUAAUUUCAAAGGAGUUUUAUUCUCAUUUGCUCAAAUUAUUUCGACUGGAUUGUGUUUCUACCUCAGAAAAUUAUGAAAGUUUUCACAGGAAUAUGAAACUCUGGAGCACAACUGAAAGUAUUAAGCAGGAGCUUCAGUUAGCUGUACAAUCUCUGGAAGAUAAAAUUACUGAUGCUUUACUCAUUAUCUUCUCAUUUUGUGUAUCUGCAGAUCUCAUACAACCUCUUGCCAAAUGUCUUUAUUGCUCUGUUCCUGAAUUUAAUGAAUCAGUGACGCCUCAGUCUAUAGCUCUUCAAAUUCUGUGGGACUGGAGGGAAAAGGAAAAGCUAUAUGCCAAGUGUGAUACAUUAGUCAAAGCACUUUUUUCAUCUGAGACUUUUCCAAUUGAUGUCACCAAACUUAUAAUUAGUUAUAUCAAAUCAGAGCAUAUCAAAUCAGAGCAUAGCAAGUCAGAGCAUCAGAAACAAUUAUCAGUCACUUUAGGCAGCAGCAAUAGUCAGGAUGAGCCACUUAUAAAAGAAAUGAGGCUAAGCUUUGCACAAGCAUACAUCAGAAUGUUUGAAGGGAUCAAACAAAAGUGCAUAGCUGAAUGGCUGAAAGUUCCAAGUGAUGCUAAUAUUCAUGAAUUCAUCUUGAAGCGCUGCAGUUGGAUCAAUUAUGAUCUUCUUGAAGAGCUUGAUGAUGACCUUGGUAAUGGAAAAGCUUUUGGUGCCUAUGUCAAGCAAUUCAAGAGCACAUUAGAAAAGCUUCGUGUUUUUCAAAUUUCUCCAAAUUCUAUUCCUGCUGUUCAAAUACCUGAUCAUUGCAUUUUUUCUAUUGAUUGUCGUCUUUGCCACUCAUCAAUGCAUGCUGGCUCAGUGCUAUAUAAAAUAAAGUCAACAUUAUCAGAGAAAUUGAAUACCAAAGUAGCACAUUUUUUAAUCAGUGGGAUUGAUGAGAAACGUCAAUGCAUUUACAUUUCAAUUCAAAACAAGGAGGUACUACAUUACCUUACUGAAAAUUUGGAUGCUCUGGUUAGGGAUAGCUUUGAUAAUGACUAUAGUUAUGCUUUAUCAAUUGAAGCAAGUGAAGCAAGUGAAAUAGGGCAUAAGGAAAAGGAAAUGUCUUUUGUUGUUCCACCAUUGUCAGCCUAUCCACACCAAGAUGAAACAAAAUUCAGUAAUGCAGUUCAUGAUGUUGAUAUUGUAGGUGAUGUUUUAUUGGAUUUUAGCAAAGGUCCAAAAUUAGAAAUUUCAAUGAUGGAAUUCAAACGAAUAAUUCUUAAUCACAAAGUUCCUGUUGCCUUGUGUCUAGUGGCAGUAAUGGGACUGCCAGAUUGUCUCAAAACGUCAAUUUUACAAAAACUUUUUAGAGAAAACAUUAAAUUAAAGGAGAAUGCAAAACAAAAACUUGAUGAUUAUAUGACAAGAAAGGAAGAUCGUAAUGGUUUAUCUAUUUAUGAGCUGUGCGUACUUGGUGGUAAGCCAUAUAACCAGUACUCAUGGUCUUUUACUACAGAUCGAUUUGGUUCCAUUUUCUCCAUUCUCUGUGGUCUUGUUCGUCACAUUGCUUUAGCGAAAUCAGAAAUAGGAAAUGCUGAGUUUACAAGUGAUGGUCACGUAAGUGAUAGUACAAAUAGCUUAGUUGAUGAUCACUUUAAGUGGCUUAUGGGAAAGGUGGAAAAACAGCUAAAGGACAUUUCUAUGGAUGAAAAAAAAGAAGCUCUUUUACUCAAUGGCCUCACCCUAGCCAAUAUAAUAGACGUUGGUGUUAAUAAAGCCCUUUAUGAUUUUCUUCCUAUUAUGCUUUCCUUUUGCCACAGUCAUCUUCGACUUGUUUUCUUUUCUUUAGAGCGAGACAGUCCUAAGCUUAAUGAAGUGCCAGAUUUGUCAGCUGAUCACUAUAGCAGAAGAGGUGACAACCAUUUAAUAAUGACAAGGAGGCCGCGAAUUAAUUACAUUCUUCACUUUGCAACACUUGGCCAUGAUCAGAAGCAGAAGGAAAGUGAUUGUAAAAAAACUCUCAUUAUUGCCACUAGCAAAAAUGCCAUUGAUUCGCCUCCACAAUUUAAUGAAGUAGAUCUAAAUAGUAAAAUUCAAGAAGAAGCAAAGAAGCAAAACGUUGAAAAAUUUGUUUCUAACGUAAUUCAUGUUUCAAUUAAUGAUGAGAAUUCGCUGACAAUCGCAAAAGAUAAAAUUACAGAGUUUAUUAUUAAGGACAAAACUUUUCAGAAAAGUCUUCCGCUUAGUUUCAUUUUUUUGCGCAGCCUUAUUAUUUCUGCAAAAAAAGAAGAAGCAAAAGCAAUGAUAUUAAAAAGAAGUGAUAUUUAUGAUUUAGCAAAGAAGAUAGACAUGGACGAAGAAGAGUUUGAAAAUUUUCUUGUCACUUUUACUGAUUUUGGUAGUAUCCUUUAUAUGCCACAAUUUAAGUCUCUCAGAGAUAUAAUAGUCGUUGAUAUUUGGCAGUUUAUGCAGUUUUUAAAUGAGCUUUUUUAUCCCCAAGAAGGAAAAAAAUGGUAUAGUGAGCUGACCACUUAUGGAGUCAUCAGGAAAGCACAUGCAUUCAAAAUUUUGAAACAUGAUGUAGAAAAUUUUAUGAAAAUUAUUAUCACUUUUGGAAUAGCAGCUCUCAUUAGUAAAGGAAAGUAUGAUCAUGGUACUUCAUCUGAAGAAUGCUACUACUUACCAUCUGCCAGAAUUCAUAAAAAAUCCCCUCCAUCUGAUUUUAAAAAUGAUUAUGCCUUUCUUAAAUUUGAAAGUGUUAAUUUUCCUGCUAAUGUUCAAGCAAGCAUUAGUCACGAGUUAAUGAAAAAGCAAAAUUUUCGUCUGAUUGGAAACAAAUGUUUCGAUAUUUCAGAGUUUGAAUUUCAAGCUUCAAAUGGUCAUCUAAUUCGUAUUAGAAUGGUGUAUGAAGGCACCAAAACGAAGCUUAUAUUUCACAUUAAUGAUACAUGUGCCUCUGCUGAAAAGCAUCAUUGUGUGUCAGCUUGUAAAAGUGUCAUUGAGGCAUGUUGCGAUAGUCUCAAUAGAAAGACCAACCAGAUUCGAGAUUUGAAGUAUUUUAUUGGCGUUCCAUGCUCUGCUCAUGACAGUAAUAGUCAUUAUAUCUAUUUUAAUGAUGCUUCUGAGUUAUGUCGGCACUGUAAAGAUGCAUUAAGUUUUAGUCGUGACUGUUGGAUUGAUGCAGCAAAAAUGUGCAAUAAGCUAAGAAAGAAUGAAGAUAAUAAUCUAUCAUUUGAAGAACUUCUCCACAUUUUGCAAGAAGUAGCAAAGAACAAUAUGUUGUCUGAGUUUAAAAAUGAACUUAAUAAAGUAGGGGUACAUAAGACUACAAAAAGCUACCAAGAAGAUCGCCAAGUAAUUGAAGUCCUAAUGAUGUGGGAGACGAAACAACAUUCUCCUAGGUACUCUCUGAUUAAAAUAUUAAAUCGACUGCAACUUUAUUCUAUUGCUGAUAUGAUAAAACUGGAUUAAAUGUUACCACAUUGUUUGCAUUGUUACUUUUACAUUUAUAUAUAGCUAGAUCAGUGCUUAUAUUUACUUUUA
Messenger RNA from Amphimedon queenslandica, 3818 nucleotides. RefSeq lists its product as uncharacterized. The transcript has 6 exons. The record is from RefSeq and is a predicted model, not a curated record. NCBI's taxonomy places the organism in Eukaryota, Metazoa, Porifera, Demospongiae, Haplosclerida, Niphatidae. The coding region runs from base 72 to 3746 and encodes 1224 amino acids.